Geodia barretti is the source of this 1968-nucleotide messenger RNA. NCBI's taxonomy places the organism in Eukaryota, Metazoa, Porifera, Demospongiae, Tetractinellida, Geodiidae. The record is from the annotation of a GenBank genome assembly.
AUAGAGCGAGCUGCCUUCUUUUCUCUGAGCGUGGUACAAAAAUGCAGAUUUUCGUGCGGACCCCGUCAGGUAAAACCUUUACACUCACAGCGCACAGUUCCGACACAGUCGAGAGCGCAAAGCGCAAAAUAGCGGCCGAAGAUGGUCUCCCAGUAUAUCGCCAGAGCCUGGUCUACAAUGGGAGGGAAAUGAGGAACGAACAGUUGCUUCGAGACUACGACGUAGUACAGGGCAGUACCCUCCACCUUAGUUCAACAGAGGAGAUAAAACUACGUGUGAGGCAACCUUCAGGUGAGGUGGUCCCAGUCACGGCAGGGAGAGGAGAAAGGGUGGAGGAUGUUAAGGCAGUGCUGGAGGCUGAACUGGGAAUUCCACUAGAACAUCAGCAGGUGUCUUUCAAAGGCCGGGCACUAGAGAACCAGGUGAAUUUGGGAGAGCGUGGCAUCCAGGAUGGGUCAGAGCUGGGGCUGCUAGUUGUGGUCCCUAUCACUGUCAAGACACUGACAGGCCAAGCCUUCCCUCUUGAGGUAGUCACUAGCGAAUCGAUUCGUGAAGUGAAGAAGAAAAUUGCGAAAGUGGCAAAGAUUUCGCCGGAAUGCCAACGACUGCUGCAUGCCGGUAAGCAAAUUGACGACAAUUCUGCGUUAGACAACUACGAAAUCAAAAGUGGGGCCGAGAUAUAUGUCAUUCGACGGCUCCACUUCUAUAACUUGAAAGUGAGAAAGGGUAAGAGCCACCAGUACAUCAAGUUGAAAGUAGAGUCCUCCACUUCUGUCAGGAGAGUAAAGAAGAUGAUUGAGGCUUUAGAAGGUACGCCACGUCGCCUACAACAACUUAGUCUAGAUGGGAUUAGCCUGGAGGACAGGAGAAGAAUGGGGUACUAUCACACACUCAUCUCCAGCAAGUGCAGACUGGUCCUCAGGAGUCAGCCACAGUACCAGGUGUUCGUCAGAACUCUGUCGGGGAAGACCCUAGCACUAGGGGUGAGGGGUGGGGACACAGUGAGGGACAUGAAGUCAGUCAUCUACGAGAGAGAAGGGAUCCCACCAGACCAGGUGAAGGUGUUGUCAGGUGGGAGGGUGCUGAGAGAUGAGAAGAGGCUGAGGGAUUGUGGUCUUCACAGUGGGAGUACCGUAGACCUCUCUCUCGGGCUCUUGGGGGGGAUGGAUAUAUUUGUGAAGACACUGACAGGCAAGAUCAUAUCUCUGGAGUUGGAGGCAUGGGAUACCAUUGAGUAUGUGAAAGCGAUAAUUCAAGACAAAGAGGGAAUACCACCAGACCAGCAACGACUGAUAUUUGCUGGUAAAGAACUGGAAGAUGGACGAACACUGAGUGACUAUCACAUUCAGAAGGAGUCAACUCUUCACUUGGUCCUGCGGCUACAGGAGGAUGCAUAUAUUUGUGAAGACACCGACAGGCAAGACCAUAACUCUGGAGGUGGAGGCCAGUGCUACCAUUAAGAAUGUGAAAGCUGAAAUUCAGGACAUGGAGGGAAUACCACCAGACCAACAACGACUCAUAUUUGCUGGUCAACAACUGAAGGAUGGACGAACACUGAGUGACUAUAACAUUCAGAAUGAGUCAACUCUUCACUUGGUCCUGCGGCUAAUAGGAGGGAUGCAUAUAUUUGUGAAGACACCGACAGGCAAGACCAUAACUCUGGAGGUGGAGGCCAGUGAUACCAUUAAGAAUGUGAAAGCUGAAAUUCAGGACAUGGAGGGAAUACCACCAGACCAACAACGACUGGUAUUUGAUGGUAAACAACUCAUGGAAGAUGAACGAACACUGAAUGACUAUAACAUUCAGAAGGGGUCAAUUCUUCACAUGGUCCUGCGGCUAACAGGAGGGAUGCAUAUAUUUGUGAAGACACUGACAGGCAAGACCAUAACUCUGGAGGUGGAGGCCAGUGAUGCCAUUAUGGAUGUGAAAGCUAAAAUCCAGGACAAGGAGGGAAUACCACCAGACCAA